Lycium barbarum (goji berry) is the source of this 1085-nucleotide messenger RNA. RefSeq lists its product as uncharacterized. The transcript is spliced from 6 exons. The record is from RefSeq and is a predicted model, not a curated record. Lineage: Eukaryota; Viridiplantae; Streptophyta; Magnoliopsida; Solanales; Solanaceae. Bases 115 to 915 code for a protein of 266 amino acids.
UUACGCAAAUUCCAUCCAAUUUCUCUGCUCAGAUUGGAAAAACAAUCUACUUUGUUCCCCAAUUAUUUCAAUUUAUCCCCAAAUAUCAAAGCCUACAAAAUCGAUCCGACAAUUAUGAAGGGACACAAUCCAGUUGAGGUGGCAAAGACGGUGUUGGAGGUUGCUGACGUGGCAUGGUCAGCCGUGGAACACUGUCAUCACCAUCAUCAUACAGAAACGACGGCGUCAGCUGUAUGUGAAGAAGAUGAAUUGAAAGCGUUGAGGUCUGAAAAUGAACGGCUUAAACGGUUGCUUGAACAGAAUCUAAUGCUUCUUCACAGCAUCUCACAAUCUCCUUCCUUACUUGAACACGAUUGUCCCCCCGAUCUUCAUGAUCGUCUCUUAGCUGCUGUGGAUUCUGGAAGCUUUUUGAAACAGCUGGAAUCACUCAAUCGAAAUUCGGUUGAUGGAAAUGGCUGUCAAUUUCCUUUCAAGGAGGCUACUGGUUCUGAUAUGGAGACGGCAGAACUUCUGGUAAACAUGAGCCUUGAAGAACCAAGUUGGUGGGUUUGGGUGACUGAGGAAAUGGUCCCCAGGAAUUUUGAAGAAAGAAGUGGAAUAGAUACUGAUAAUUACGUGAUUGUUAGUGAGGAGUAUGUUGUAGAUGCAGUUGCCAACUUUAUGGCUAGAUGCGUAGUAUCCAAUUCGAAGGCUCAGAAGAUGUCUCCUGAAGAACUGCAAAAGACCUUGACAAAAGCAUUAGAAGGCACCGGGAAAGUAGAAAGAUUGUUCAAUAUUUGGCAUGCUGCGCAAAUGUUCUAUGUCCUUUCCACCUGGGGACUUGCUGCAGUGGGGUUGUACAAGAGCCGAUCUGUUGUUAGACUUGCUGCUAAAGGUGUUCACAAGACAACCAAAAUGGUUUUUAAGGCUCUUUGAAGAUGCUUCUGCUGUGUGCUUUCAACAGGAUUGGUUGUGUGAAUAAAGCGUGUAAAUGUUAACAUUGUGUACAGUUGUGUAAAUUGAAUCUGCGUCAUGCUUGACUUCGAAGUCAUUUAUGUGGGAAUAUUGUAAAUAUUGUUAAUUUGAAAAGAUUCUUAUUUUGCUGA